AUGAAACCAAACUUCAACUUUAUCAAGGACAACUAUCAUGAUUCAUUUAAACAUUUAGAGUAUGGUAAUGUGCUGAACAUGAUGCUGGCAAAUCCAUUGAUAACAAAGACAAACUCUUUAGCUGGUGUUUCUCUGUCUAAUUUUUCACUAAUUCCUGCCUAUCAAGCAUGGUCUCACUCGAUCAAAAAUCACAUUUUUGAAGAUAUUAUUCAAAGAGAUUGGGCAUUUUCGUGUUUGAACAUCUUUCACGAAAAGCCGUCAAAACGCGCAUUGACUUCACCAUCCUCAUCAGCCUCGAAUGAGGAAUCACUAUUCGAAAAAUUAGCACAAAGUUUGGAAAUAUUUAUUAUCAAUUAUGGAAGUUUAUUGUUUCACACGUUUAAUCAAGUUGAAGAGAGUCAAGUCAUGGUGAACUCGGUAUCUCAGAAUGGUGAGUUUGAAUGGAAAUGGAUACAUGUUUGGAUGGGAUUUCUGUUUGAAGUCGUUGGGGACCCUCGUUUGUUAUUUGAUGAGGAUGACGUACACAUUCAAGUGUUAAAUCAUCAACUUGAUGUCCUUGAAGAAAACUUUGUUCUCAUGUUUUUGAAGAAGUUUAAACCAAAACCUGUGUUUAACUUUCAAUAUGCUCCAAAAUUUGAGAAAUGGUAUUUAUUAGGACGGAGAUGGAAAAUUGAUGAUUGCAAAGCUACAUCAAUCGAGAGCAUAUUAACCACACCUUAUUCAUUAACUAGCACGUUGCCAACACGUACAACUCUGAAAAUAAUGUCAUAUAACAUUCAUAAUUAUGAGGGAAAUUGGAAAUUGAGAUUGUUUAAAAUUCUUAAAACCAUUCGUAGACAAAAUCCUGAUGUCAUUUGUUUUCAAGAAGUACGUCUUGAUGAAUAUAAGGAGCUUUUCAAUAGUGAAAAUGAUUUCUCAGCUCACGUUUUACAGGAUCAUCAUCAAAUCAGUCAUUUGAAAAAAGCUCUCACUCAAUUAGGAUACAUUCAUUAUUUUCACAGACCUGCCAUGUCUUACUAUUCUCCACACUUCAUGUCAACGAAUGGCUUUCCUCCAAUGAUGCACGAAGAAGGACUUGCUAUUUUUUCUAAAUAUCCAAUGAUUGAAUCUGAUCACAGGUUGCUUUACAGAGAUGUAACAGACCCAUCGACACAUCAAAGAAUUUCUUUGAGAAGUAGAAUUAUAAUUCCCUUCCAUAAUGAUGCUAAUUUUAUAACAGUGGACAUUUUCAACACUCAUCUUUCGUUAAAAGAGCAUGAAAGAAAUCAGAAUGUUUUGGAUCUUUCCAAUUUUGCCAAUCAAGUGUUGAAUCAUGACGAGUCCAAUUCAUCUUGUUCUCUUUUUCAGCCCUCUUUUCAAUUGGUUUGCGGAGAUUUCAAUUUGGAACCUCAUGAACACGCCUACUCUCUUUUACAAAGGAGUGGAGAUUGGAGAGAUUCUUUUGAAGAAGCAAGAGCUUUACUUUUCAAUAACACCAACAAGUUAGAAGAUUUUGAUGCUCAUCACACUCUCACAUUUAGUACGGAUGAAACGUUUAAAAAGAGAAUUGAUUACAUCGUGUAUCGAACAAUAAGGCAGUUCAACACGUCCAAUGAUUUGCAAGUGAAGGUCCAUUCUUAUCAAUUGGAUGGAAAGGCUUCAGAGUAUUACUUUGAAGAGACUAAUUACAAGGCACCUAGUGAUCAUCAUGCUGUCAUUACUGAGUUCACUAUUGAAAAAGUUUAA
Messenger RNA from Naegleria lovaniensis, 1725 nucleotides. RefSeq lists its product as uncharacterized. Gene Ontology annotation, cellular component: endoplasmic reticulum. Bases 1 to 1725 code for a protein of 574 amino acids. Gene Ontology annotation, molecular function: catalytic activity. Gene Ontology annotation, biological process: GPI anchor biosynthetic process. The transcript is spliced from 2 exons. The record is from RefSeq and is a predicted model, not a curated record. NCBI's taxonomy places the organism in Eukaryota, Heterolobosea, Eutetramitea, Acrasida, Naegleriidae.